AUGGCUUCCCGAACCGCGACGAGGGCGCAGAAGGACGACGUUGGAGCGCAAGACGCUGCUGCAAAGCGCUGGAAGGAGCAUCCAGUGUAUGGCACGACCCACACGCGUCUGUUGCCGCCCUCUGCAAAUUGGUACUGCUCAAAGAUCUGUGACUGGAGCGACAGCGACGUCUUUGGGCUGCUGUUCGCUUUUGGAGCAAAGAACAGUCUCUUCCUUUACCGCGUCGAAAGCAGCACAUGGACUGAUGGGUCUGCAGUUGCAGGAUCAGGAGUGCAAAUCUCGUUCUUUGCGCACUUGGUGCGUGGGAAACGCGACCGUCGCGUGACGUCGGUGCAGUUUCUGAUGGACACGACGGAGGAGCUGCGUUUGGUGUGCGGCGGAGAAGAAGGCAGCGUGCAGAUUUGGGACGUGGCGUCGUUGACGUUGAUUGAGCAACAUCGGAAACACAAGGCGGAAGUGAUGGCGAUUGCCUCGUCUGCUGCGUUGGACGCCAACUUUGUCGUGGCAGGAGAUCGGCAGGGACGGAUUAGUGCGUGGAAACGGGAUGUCGGAAAGGUGUCGAUGCUCAUGCCAAUCUCAGGCGACGCGGUUCACUCGAUGGCAAUGUCGCCGCAUGACAAAUCAUUAGUUGCUGUGGGGUAUCGCAGUGGCAGGCUAUGCCUUGUGGACGUGGAUAAAGGUAUCGUUCGUCACCACCUUGCUGGUCACGACCAAGAAGUUCAAUGUGUCGCGUGGAAGCCGACAGUUGGGAUUCGUCACGUUAUAGAAGAAGAAAAGAAGGUUACUGAUGGUGUGCUCUCUUCGUAUGAACAAGAAGUGUGGCUGGCUUCUUCAUCUCGGGACAAAACGAUUAAGGUGUGGAAAGUGUUUCUAAGUGCUGCGGAAGAACCGGGGUUAGAUCAGGUGCUUCGGCUUCCAACAGGAAAACAGGGUAUGUCAUUUUCCCAGACCAAGCAGAUCUGGUUGCCAAUAGCCUGGAGUUUAAGCUGUCCUCAGAAUCCAGCAGUCAAGCAUAAGCUGUGGUCAGGGUCUUUCGACGGCAGUUUGUUUUGUUGGGAAUGGAAUGCAUCUGAGACAAACACUCAGGAAAAGAAAGGAAAUAGUCGCUGGACACCGGAAUUGCGACUGUGGAAUGAAAAUGCGUGCUUGGAAUCUCCGGCAGCAGCAACAUGUGUCGAGAGGAUGACCGGAUUAGGUGGUCAUGCUUACAGCGUCUCGUAUAAUGCAGCAACCGGUAUUGUAGCCGCAGGUGUUGGGGAUCAGACCAUUCGGCUUUGGAAUGUAGGUACUGAGUCUGCAUCGUUAUCGAGUGGCUAUGAGUGCGAUCUGUUGUGGAAAGGGUUGCAGAGUAAAAUUACCUGCGUUCAAUGGCAUCCGUUCCAGCAGUCGUUAUUAGCUUACGGCAUGGACGACGGGCGCAUUGGGAUCUACAACGUCCAGGCCAAAACAUACAGCUAUUUUCGCACAAAGCACGAUCAUGAGGUGAUACAGCUUCAAUGGAUUAUUCAAAAGCCGAAAAAGACUGGUGCCGUAAACGAUGUAGAGAGCGUUUUCCUCGCAAGUAUCCGACAGCUGGAAGCUGCGCAGGUUGAAGGCCAGAGCCUUGAAGAGGCACUGACCAUUCAAGAAGACCAGUCGGGGAAGCUGCUUGAUGGGGAUGAAUCAAAGAUUACGCUGUGGAGCUGCGAUAUUCGUGGUGCUAUCCUGGAAUCAGACGUCGACAAUGUUGGCCGAAAGUCCCGGGAGGUUGCCCUGAAUAGCACUGCAUUCGAUUGGGACGAGCAGUUUGGGCAGGUCGCUAUCGGUCAAGCUGAUGGUGUUGUGAAGGUGAUGGAUUGCAAUGACAUUGCGAACGGUAAAGGCAUCGCGACACGUUGCUUUCACGAGCAUUUGGAGCCUGUAACGUGUCUAUCGUGGGGUAACGGUCUUGGCGGGGCCUUAUUAGCCUCUGGAGACCAAGACGGCAAAAUAUUUAUCUACAGCUGUCAAAGAUCUUCUGUCUCGCAAGUAAGCGCUACAGCCGUUGCUAACUCAGACGAAUAUGUGCAUGAAGCUAGUCUUCUUGGAACCCUCACAGGUCACUUGAACAAAAUCUCCAAUUUAAGGUGGUGUGUCAACGAAGGUCAGUCUUUUUUAGCCUCAAGUUCGGCUGAUGGAACCGUGCAGGUAUGGAAUCCAGUGUCCCUACAAAGACGGGCAGUUUUUAGCCACCAUGUCGGCCGUGUCCUAUCUCUAGAAUGGGUAUCACCUUACAUGCUUAUUACAGGCGGCGAGGACCAAACGUUGCGUAUUUGGGAUUAUCGAGACCAACCUAAAGACACGUUGCCCAAACUGAGAAAGCAUGACAAGGUAAGGCAGCCUCAAGAGGUGGAAGCAUUGCCAUGCUCACCAUUCGCAGACCGAGCAGCCGUGGAGGCCUGUAGAGCCGAUACGGCUGGUCACAAAAUGUCGCAACAACCGUAUUUGACGGACAAGUGUAACUCGCAGGGUCUGGCUGACGUGCCGACUAGGAAGAUGACAACGGGGGUUUUCCAUUCGGGAAAAGAAGCUCACUUCAGCCGAAAUCGCUUUGGCUUGUCGCAUUGUGAGCGGGGUGAAACAGGAGUCGCCGACGCCCUACGAAUUGUAGCGAAGGCAAACGCUUUGACACCAACUUGGCUUUCGUACGCUCCAGCAGCUGGCAUGGAUGUAUGGCGAGAGAUGACGUCCGUGUACGCCCACGAACUCGCAGUUCAGGGCGAUAGGAAAGCGGCAGCGUUUCACUUCCUUAGUAUUGCAAAAGUUCGUUCUGCUGUCGCUUGUUUGGUAAGUGGUGACGCUUAUGAGGAGGCUCUAGCGCUUAUUCGAUCGAAAUUGGGACCCGGUGAUCCCCUCCUCCACGACACCUUGUGGAAAUACGCUGACUUUCUCACCAAGCGCGGUCGUCAUGGGAAAGCAGCACUGGCACUUUUAAAUAUUGGCUCCAUCAAGGCAAAGUCGAGGGCAGCUCGUACGCUCGUGAAUUCAGGUGACAUGACCUGUAUUGGUGCUGCCCUCGAUGUGCUUCUAGGUGCGGUGGAAUGUCAAACGGAAUCCGGCGGACUGUGUGAUACAGACCGUGAAAACGAUGUCACGCACUUUGCGUUCCCAGGGAGCUUUUUUAUCUCAAUCGCCGGCCAAGCUCUUGUGGAAUCUCGGUUUGACAUUGCGGAAACUGCAGGACAGCUGCUUCAAUCUUCGCUAGUGGGAGGCUUGUCACCAGCAUCACAUCGGUUAACAGCGUGCCUGCUUGGUAUCGUAAGAAUCAUGCAUCAGCAUAGGCUAGCUUAUUAUGUACCCGCCGAAGCGGAUGAGACAGCUACGGGUCACCUGACUGACGACCUGCUUCAGUUUGAUGCGCCACAAUGUGUUCGCGAAUUUUUUGGGUUCUUGACAAGGUCACGUGCAGACAUCACGGAUGAUGAAGAUCGUCUGUCUGAUCAGUUGAUAAACGCACACACUUUUCCAGAGCUCCUAAAAGGGACGCGAACGAGGCAUUGGUUUGCAAACCGGGCUGACCAUUUCUGGCUGCAAAUACUGAGUGUUUGUCGGAAGUGUGGAUACUGGUUCGAUGUCGGUGGGAAAAGUCGUGUUCAGGAAGCUCAGGAAGUUCUAAUUGAAGCGAGCUGCUUUAGUGAGAUCGAAACAGCUGUGGCAAAACUUGCGCGUAAACCGGGAGAUGACAUGAAUGUGUGGUCGCUACCACUUUGUCAGAAAUUGUUACGGUUCGUGGUCGAGGCAAUCAGUACAAGUUUCAUCGGUGCUUUGGAGCAUAUGCGAGAGAUGUUCUCGUUUUUUGACACAAGGCGAGAUAGCAACGCCUUCAAGCAACGCAUCGUCAGCUUCUCAAGGAUGUCAAGAUUACUUCACUGGCGGUACUGCUUUUGCAAGCAACACCACUUCUUGAUAACGUCACAGCCAUUGAUGAAAAAAAACGUGGGUUCUCUAGUUCCACCGGUAUUGCAUCAACUUCGCGUGUGGUUCUUACAUGACGAAGCAACGGCACCACUUGGUCGACAUGUGCUGGAUGCUGAGACUCGGUUGCAGUUACAAGCGCUACUCGAUGAAGUGUUCGUGGCAGUAUGUGGACAUACUAGUAGCCGAGAGAAAGACAAAGGCUGCUGUGCUGAUGAGCAGCAAGCCGGACUCAAUCAAGGUGAUGCGUGUCUAUUGAGAAAGCAGACUUUGCUCGAUGACAUCGAUGACAUCAAACAGCGUCUUACAUCGAACGAAGAUAGUGGCGAACAGUGA
Molecule: messenger RNA, 4269 nt
Organism: Peronospora matthiolae
Lineage: Eukaryota; Oomycota; Peronosporomycetes; Peronosporales; Peronosporaceae
Source: the annotation of a GenBank genome assembly